GAACUGAACUUCAAAAAGAGGAAGAUGGCUACCAUUUGGCUCUUUUGCCUUUUUCUGGGCGUGGCUGUUGCCCAGUGGGACGCCUACACCAUGCACGAUAGGCAGGUCAUCGUGCACCUGUUCAAUUGGAAAUGGACAGAUAUCGCCAAGGAGUGCGAAAACUGGUUAGGGCCUCAUGGAUUUGCGGGAGUUCAGGUGUCCCCUCCUAACGAACACAUCAUCUUGAACCCGGUGCGCCAGUGGUACGAGAGGUACCAACCCAUCGGGUAUGGACUCACCUCACGGAGCGGUAACGAAGCCGAGUUCAAGGAUAUGGUGAGCCGGUGCUACAAAGUUGGCGUUCGCAUCUACGUGGAUGCCGUUAUUAACCACAUGGCGGCCAGCAAUCCCGAUGGAAACGGAGAUUAUGAUUUUUGGAGAGUGCCCUACUCGAGCUGGGAUUUCAAUCGGCCGCAAGGUAGAUGCAAGACUGUCGGAGACAUUGACUACGACGACAAAUACUCCAUCCGCGAUUGCGAUGUUUUGGGCCUGAAGGACCUGUGGCCAGAAAAAGACUACGUCCGGAACAAGAUUGCCGAGUACCUGAACAAGUUGAUCGACAUUGGUGUGGCCGGCUUCCGGGUAGAUGCUGCCAAACACAUGUGGCCGGGCGACCUCAAGGCAAUUUACGGCAAACUGAAGAAUCUCAAUACAAAUUUUGGCUUCCCGAGCAACGCCCGGCCCUUCUUCGUCCAGGAGGUAAUUGACCGUUCAUGGGAACCUGUUUCAGCUUGGGAAUACCUGGACAUCGGCAGAGUGACCGAGUUCCACUAUGGGGAGAAGCUCGCAGAAGGAUUCUGGCGGAAUAACCUGCUGAGCCAUUUCAAGAAUUUCGGGGAAGCGUGGGGCUUCCUUCCUGAUUACAACUCCUUGGUAUUUGUCGACAACCAUGACAACCAGAGGGAUGGUGGUGUUAUUACCCACAAAACCCCGAGGCUGUACAAGAUGGCCAACGCCUUCAUGCUUGCUCACCCUUAUGGCUUUACUCGAGUGAUGAGCAGCUUCUUUUUUAACGACCGUGAUGAAAGUCCUCCAAAGGAAUCCAGUGGAGACAUCAAGUCGCCCAUCUUCAACCCAGACAAUAGCUGCGGUAACGGCUGGGUGUGCGAACACCGCUGGAGACAGAUCAAGAACAUGGUCGACUUCCGCCGGGUGACAGUGGGUCAGCUCUUUGCCAACUGGUGGGACAACGGCUACUACCAAAUCGCGUUCGGCCGUGGUAACAAAGGCUUUAUCGUCAUCAACAACGAGGACUUCCAACUGAGCCAGACACUGCAAACGGGCUUGCCGUCUGGCACCUAUUGCAACAUAAUCCUGGGAGAUUUUGAGAACAACAAAUGCACUGGGCCAACGGUCUUCGUUGACGACAACGGAUUCGCAAAGUUUGACAUCGCGGGCUCAGGCAACGACGACCCCGUUGUGGCAAUCCACGUCAAUGCCAAGCAGUGAAUGCGGGCAUAAACAUUUCCUUUGUGUAUGUCAAAAAGGCCAUGAUUCAUAACAAGUAUUUGAUUCGCAAGAAAUCAUUUGCAUAUACAGUGCUCCAUCCAUGACGUGCAGAUCCAGUCUACUGAAUACUUUAACCUCGUUUUCAAAUGUCUAAUAGAAUACCAAUAAAAUUGUUUAAUUGAAAUUUUCAAAUAAAGACUGCUUCCUUUAAACUCAUAUCCCUCUUGAGUAUCCUUACCCAACUUAAUACCGAGUAAUAUGAUAAUUUAUAAAAGAAUAAACAUGGAAACUCUUGCUUUGAUGGAAUAGCUUAGAGUCAGGAACCAACAUAAAUGAAAUUGUAAUGAACUUAUUGCAUUGAAGACGACCAAGAUUAAUAAAACAGAAAUAU
Molecule: messenger RNA, 1879 nt
Organism: Acanthaster planci (crown-of-thorns starfish)
Lineage: Eukaryota; Metazoa; Echinodermata; Asteroidea; Valvatida; Acanthasteridae
Product: pancreatic alpha-amylase-like
Biological process (GO): carbohydrate metabolic process
Molecular function (GO): cation binding; alpha-amylase activity
Source: RefSeq, a predicted model, not a curated record